Cariama cristata (Red-legged seriema) is the source of this 297-nucleotide messenger RNA. It is a transcript of the gene KCNMB4, whose product is annotated as potassium large conductance calcium-activated channel, subfamily M, beta member 4. Gene Ontology annotation, cellular component: voltage-gated potassium channel complex; membrane. The transcript has 2 exons. Gene Ontology annotation, biological process: detection of calcium ion; potassium ion transport. The record is from RefSeq and is a predicted model, not a curated record. The annotation marks the transcript as partial. Gene Ontology annotation, molecular function: potassium channel regulator activity; calcium-activated potassium channel activity. Lineage: Eukaryota; Metazoa; Chordata; Aves; Cariamiformes; Cariamidae.
UGUUCGUACAUCCCUCCCUGUGCAAGAGACGAUCAGGAGAACUCUGAGAACGUCACGUACAAGCAGAAAUACUGGAAGGAGAAAGUGGGUUCGCAACCAUUUACAUGCUAUUUUAACCAGCACUUGAGGCCAGAUGAUGUGAUGCUGAAGCGCACCCAUGAUGAGACUGUCCUCUUGCACUGCUUCCUCUGGCCUCUGGUUACCUUCCUGGUUGGAGUCCUCAUCGUGGUCCUGACCAUCUGUGCCAAGAGCUUGGCUGUCAGGGCAGAGGCAAUAAAAAAGAAGAAGCAUUUGUAA